CUCAACACAGGACACAGAGCAUUCUGGGCAGAGGUGAAAGACCAGUCAGAAAGGCACUUCCAAAGCAAGCUUCCCGAGGAAAAUGGGCACCAAGGGAAAUGGCUGGGAUUAAAGACAUGCAGCACUGGGAUUAAAGGUGAUCAAAUGCAAAGCUGCCGUGCUCUGGACACCUGGGGCCCCGAUGGACAUUGAGGAGAUAGAAGUGGCCCCGCCAAGGGCAAAGGAAGUUCGAAUAAAGAUGGUGGCCACAGGAAUCUGUGGUACGGAUAUAAAAAGUCUGGAUGAUAAAGAACUUUCCCAGUUUUGCCCCAUCAUUAUGGGCCACGAAGGAACUGGAAUAGUCGAGAGUGUGGGAGAAGGAGUAAGCACAGUGAAAACAGGUGACAAAGUCAUCAUCUUAUGUUUGCCACAAUGUGGAGAAUGUAACACUUGCCUCACUUCCAAGAACAACAUGUGUAAGGAAAUUAGACUGUCAGGGACACAUCUGACGUCUGAAAGCAGCAGCAGAAUCACCUGCAGAGGGAAGACAGUGCAUCAAUAUAUCGCUACAGGCACCUUUUCUGAAUACAUCGUCAUAAAGGAAAUCUCAGUCGCCAAGAUUGAUGAAGAUGCUCGUCUGGAGAAAGCAUGCAUAAUUGGCUGCGGGUUUGCCACUGGUUUUGGUGCUGCAAUCAAUUCUGCCAAGGUGACCUCUGGCUCCACCUGUGCUGUGUUUGGCCUUGGAGGUGUCGGUCUGUCUGUCAUCAUUGGCUGUAAAACAGCUGGAGCAGCCAGGAUCAUCGCUGUGGACACCAACAAAGACAAGUUUGCGAAGGCCAAGACAGUGGGUGCCACUGAGUGCAUCAGCCCGCGAGACUUUGACAAGCCCAUUCAGGAGGUCUUGUUUGAUAUGACGAAUGGUGGAACCGACUUCUCCUUUGAGGUCACUGGGAACCCAGAAAUAGUGGCAACUGCCCUGGCCUCCUGCAACCAGGACCAUGGGGUCUGCAUAAUCGUUGGAGCAAUUGCCUCUUGGGUUCAACUCAACAUCAACAGCCAGUUGUUCUUCUCGGGACGUAGUCUGAAAGGGUCAGUUUUGGGAGGUUGGAAAACCAAGGACGAAAUCCCUAAGCUGGUUUCUGACUACACAGCAAAGAAGUUCAACCUAGAUCCACUGAUCACCCACACCCUGGCUCUUGACAAGGUCAAUGAAGCAGUUCAGCUAAUGAAAAAUGGACAAUGCAUCCGCUGCAUCCUGCUACCUUAGUUACAAGAUCUGCAGCACUUCCACCACCUGGAUUCUGUAUAUCAUCGUGAUUUAGAAGAACCGGCCACACAACACUCUUCUAUUUCUUGCCUUGACUCAUUCAGCAACAACGUUGUAUCAGGCUCUCUCACCUGAUCACACCAUCAAAAUUGUUCUCAGGUGAUCCCCGGCCAUGCCAGUGCCAUGCAGGACCAGCCUCCCUUUCACAGCUACACUAAGGUUGAUAAAAACCACCCAACAGCACAUUCUGCAGAUGAAGGCACACCAAGAUGCUCCACGGGCACAGCUGUCUCUGCCUCUGGACCCAUAUUUCUUCAGCCACUGGAUCUUUCCCAAACUGUAUGCAUCUACACGUGAAGCUCGGCAUAUUGUCCACGAGAAUUAGAACUCCCCCCCCCCCGGAGAAGCUACUGGAACUGAUAAACAACCGAGCAAACUUUCGGGUCACAAAACCAACACACAAGACUCAAUAGUGUGUUUAUAUGGCAAUAGCAAGUUAUCAGAUAUGGAAAUCCAGGAAGCAAUCUCACAAUGACUGUGAGAUUGGUCCCUCAGAUAAUAACUAGGAACAAAUUUAUCCCAAGGUAAAAGAUAUCCACAAUUAAAACUAUAAAACAUUGCAGGGUA
This is a messenger RNA of Arvicola amphibius (Eurasian water vole), 1873 nucleotides long. RefSeq names its product alcohol dehydrogenase 6. The record is from RefSeq and is a predicted model, not a curated record. Gene Ontology annotation, biological process: retinoic acid metabolic process; retinol metabolic process; formaldehyde catabolic process. Gene Ontology annotation, cellular component: cytosol. Gene Ontology annotation, molecular function: S-(hydroxymethyl)glutathione dehydrogenase [NAD(P)+] activity; zinc ion binding; all-trans-retinol dehydrogenase (NAD+) activity. Lineage: Eukaryota; Metazoa; Chordata; Mammalia; Rodentia; Cricetidae. Bases 182 to 1246 code for a protein of 354 amino acids. The transcript is spliced from 10 exons.